Messenger RNA from Suillus clintonianus, 2031 nucleotides. Its product is annotated as Aldehyde/histidinol dehydrogenase. NCBI's taxonomy places the organism in Eukaryota, Fungi, Basidiomycota, Agaricomycetes, Boletales, Suillaceae. The coding region runs from base 278 to 1879 and encodes 533 amino acids. The record is from RefSeq and is a predicted model, not a curated record. Gene Ontology annotation, molecular function: aldehyde dehydrogenase (NAD+) activity. The transcript is spliced from 18 exons. Gene Ontology annotation, biological process: aldehyde metabolic process. Gene Ontology annotation, cellular component: cytoplasm.
UUGAGCCAAAGCACCCGAAUUAUGAAACGGAUUUCAGAUGCGACUGACAACAGUAGCUAUAGCCGGGUCUAAAUUUAUCCGGGCCCCGUUCAACAUCUGGUCAUAAGCACUCCCAGCUUUUGCCCGCCUCGUCCAGUUUCACUUACUCGCAGUCACCUCCCGUCGCAGAAAAGUCAUAACUCCUAGCGGACUAAAUAUUCUUCAAGACACACGUUGAUCGACCGCUAAAGACAACGUAGUUAUAGAACGUGUCCACCUGCCAGCCUGUGUAGCCAUCAUGUCAACCACGGCACCCCAAUUAACAUUCACGACCUUGGAAGAAAUCGAUGAGAUUUACUCCACUCUCAACAAGACCUUCCGGUCUGGAAAGACUAAACCCAUUCCAUUUAGAAAAGUUCAGAUCCUGCAGCUCGCUUACCUUUUGCAGGACAACGUUGAACGUUUCAAGGAGGCCUUUGCCAUUGACCUUGGGAGACCUUCCCUAGAAGCGACAUUCCUUGAGAUUGACUCAACUAUCCGCGACUGUAAGAUCGCUUAUGAUCGGGUCGAUAAGUGGGCUCGAACCGAAAAAGCACCUUUCAAUAUCAAAUUUGCUGCAUUUCGUCCAGUUAUUCGCAAGGAGCCAAAGGGUGUCGUCUUGUCCAUAAGCCCAUUCAACUACCCUGUAUGGCUUGCUUUUGGACCUCUUAUUGGAGCAAUUGCCGCUGGCAACUGCGUUGUUUUAAAACCGUCUGAACUGGCCCCCGCUGUGAGCGGCCUCAUCGCAGAACUUAUUCCAAAGUAUAUGGACAGUGAUGUCAUAAGAGUCGUAUUGGGUGCUGUUCCGGAGACCAGCAAGCUCAUGGAAUUCCAAUGGGGCCACGUCUUGUACACCGGGAGUGGGCGUGUAGGAAAGAUUAUAGGUGUAGCCGCUGCGAAGACUCUGUCACCUAUCAGUCUCGAGCUCGGAGGGAAGUCCCCCGCUGUUGUCGACGCCAAGUGUGACUUCAAGAUGGCUGCACGCCGUAUCAUGUGGGGCAAGUGCGCCAAUGCGGGUCAGACCUGCGUUGCACCAGACUAUGUCCUCAUCCCACGCUCUUCCGAGGAUGCAUUCAUCAAGGCCCUCAAAGAUGUACACGACGAGUUCUAUCCUUCUGGCGCCACCUCCUCGGCAGAUAUCUCCCACAUCAUCAGUACGGCACACUUCCAUCGUCUCAAGGGUUUGCUCGACAAUACUUCCGGCACCAUUGCCUUUGGCGGGCAGACCGACGAGUCGAGAAAGUUCAUCGCUCCUACGGUGGUCAAGGGUGUCAAAGAUGGAGAUUCGCUGAUGAGCGAUGAGCUUUUCGGACCGAUCUUGCCCAUUAUGCCUGUGGACGAUGUCGAUGCUGCGAUCUCAUACAUCAAUGCUCACGAUCAUCCGCUUGCUUUGUACUGUUUCUCGCCGGAUGCAGCCUUCAAGAACAAGGUGUUUGACAAUACUCAGAGUGGCUCAGCCGUCGCCAAUGAUGUGAUGGUACACUGUGCUACUGAUGGACUGCCAUUCGGCGGUAUUGGCCCCAGUGGAUCUGGGUAUCACACACGAGACUAUACUUUCGCGAUGUUCACGCAUCAACGUGCCUCUCUUGACUCCCCCGGAUGGAUUGACAACAUUCUCACAGGAAGGUUUCCCCCUUACACCGCCAAGAAAGAGGCUUUCCUCAAACGAGCCUUUGGUGUCACACUCCCGCCCCGUCCCAUCUCAGUAGCCGGGGCAAAUGACCAUGGUUUAAUCGAACCGAGGAGAAACACUAAAUGGCUCUUCCUGGUGGUAAGCCUGGCAAUAGUCAGCAUAGGUUACAGACGUGCUGCAGAUGUUAGUGAGUGGGCGGGGUGGUUGAAGGGGUUGAUUGGGGUGUAGCCUUAUUUCUUCAUUUAUAACUGUCGGUUGGAGCUUGACUCACCGCUAUGUGCUUUUAUACUCUUUGCUCGUUUCUUUUGCAAAGCUUCGUUAAUAUGAGAAAGUCUCUUGACUUGAUUAAGCACUGGGCACUGAUGCUUGGGCCAAGUUAU